AUGGCGUCCGAGCAGAAAAGCAAGACCGCCAUCGUGACGGGCUCUGGUCGAGGCAUUGGAAAAUCAAUAGCCCUCCGCCUCGCCGACGACGGCUACGACAUCUGCGUAAACGACGUCCCCUCAAACCAAUCCGACGCGGACUCCGUCGUCAAAGAAAUCGAGUCCAAAGGCCGCAAAGCCAUCUCCGUGCUCGCCGAUGUCUCCAACCUCUCCGAGGUCGAGAAGAUGGUCCAAACCUCCGUCGACAAGCUCGGCCCCCUAAACAUCAUGGUCGCAAACGCAGGCAUCGCCCAAGUAAAGCCGCUCCUCGACCUGACCGAAGAAGACUUCCGCCGCAUGUUCGAAGUAAACGUCUACGGCGUCUUCAACUGCUACUCCGCGGCCGCACGACAGAUGAUCAAGCAAGAGUCUGGCGGCAAGAUCCUCGGCGCCGCCAGCAUUGUGGCUUUCAAGCCCUUCCCGAUGCUCUCGCACUACAGCGCCAGCAAGUGGGCGGUGCGGGGCCUGACGCAGGCGUUUGCGAUGGAGAUGGCAAGGCACAAGAUUACGGUUAACGCGUAUGCGCCGGGGAUUGUCGGGACGGCGAUGUGGGACCUUAUUGAUGAGAAGUUGGGAGAGCUGACGGGCGCGAAGAAGGGGGAUACGAUUAAGAAGUAUAGCGGGGAGUUGAUUGCGUUGGGGAGGACGAGCGUGCCGGAGGAUGUGAGUAAGGUGGUGGGGUUCUUGGCGGGGCCGGAUAGUGAGUAUGUGACUGGGCAGACGAUUGUGGUUGAUGGCGGGAUUAUUUUCACAUGA
Messenger RNA from Coniosporium apollinis CBS 100218, 795 nucleotides. RefSeq lists its product as uncharacterized. NCBI's taxonomy places the organism in Eukaryota, Fungi, Ascomycota, Dothideomycetes. Gene Ontology annotation, molecular function: acetoin dehydrogenase (NAD+) activity. Gene Ontology annotation, biological process: acetoin catabolic process. The record is from RefSeq and is a predicted model, not a curated record. The transcript has 2 exons. The coding region runs from base 1 to 795 and encodes 264 amino acids.